AAAACACAAAUAAAGAUGUAAGGAAUAGAUGACACCUUAUUAUACAUACAUGAUGAUGUAAACCUAAAUUUUCGUUUGUUUACACUUACACGAUUCUCACACCUCCCACCACUACUACUACUACUAGGUUUAUUUAUAACGUUAACUUCACUUCCCUUGCUUUGCUUCACAAUCGGCCGCACACUCGCCUCUUUACCGCAUUUCUCUCUUCUGGUAAACUAAAAGGGUGCCAAAGUUUGCAUUAAUUAGGGAGAAGGUUUAGAGUGACAUGGCUAAUCCCAUUGUUAAGGUGGAGUACUUAGUUGAGGAACAAAUUGGCACCACAAGCGCAAAACUUUUUGAGGACACAGAGGUUGAUAUUGUGAGCUGGACAAACAAGGGCGAUGUUGGAUCUACAAAAAUUGAGGACCUUGAUGCAACUGAGUAUUCAAGUUCCUUUGCUGAUACCAACUCUGAUGCUGAAAAUAGUUCAAGAUCGAGUGAUGCUGAAGUGGAGUCAGAGUUCGUUGGUGAGAAUAGUGUGGCAUGCCCCUUUGAUACUUUUGGUCCUGACUUCCGAACGAGGAAAAGGAAGUUGACAGAUCAUUGGAGGAACUUCAUACGGCCUCUAAUGUGGCGUCUCAAAUGGACGGAGCUAAGACUCAAGCAACUCGAGUCACAAGAAUUAAAGUAUAGUAGAGAACUUGAAGAGUAUGAUAGGGGAAAGCAUACAGCAGGCGAUCAUUUUAACUUAGGAGAGUCUGGUUCAAAGUCAAUGCCAUUUUCAAGUCACCAGUAUAGAAGUAAGGCCAAAACGAGAAGAAAAAGAAAGAAAAUUGAGGACACAACUGAUGUAGCAUCGUAUACAGCGCGUCACUAUCUGUUCUCCUAUAUUGAAAAUAAGAAGUCCGAUGCGGAUGUCUCUUUGGAUGAUGAUUUUGACAAUCCAGUGAUCACAGAGCCACAUGCCAAUUCAACAGAAAAAAGUGUAGAUCAACCUUUGCUUAAAUGCACCGCCGCCGAUGUUUCCUAUGAGCUGCUCCUUUGGAACAUUGACAAUCUACAUUGUAGGGUCCGCACACUGAAGAAUGGCAUCAAUGAAAUCACGUCCAGAAAUCCUUCGAAUUUUAGCCUUAUUCCUAGCUAUGGUCUAAGCCCUGCAAACUCUGAGGGCGAUGGGUACACAGCCUCUAUUGGAGGUAUAUGUAAUUCAUCUCAGCAUGUAGCUGAUGAGUUUGAAUUUGGAGACUUUGUCUUUCCUGACAGCGCAGUUUCAAGUUUUGGAGAAGCUACUGAUAUUCCAGAUAUAAUUGAGAGCACUGUUGGCUUGUUGGCUGCUGCUGAUGUCACCUCUCAAUCGGCCUUGGUUCCCGACUCUGGUGAACAUAUGGUAGACAAUGUUCUGAUGCAUGAGCUUCAGGAGGUAAAAAAGGAAGUGGAAGCUCACUAUCCCAUUGAGAAGCUGCAGGAAGUGAAAAGGGAAGCAGAAGAAGGUUCACAUUCCUUCUUUAUUCCCAUGUUAGAUACUAAUAUAGCACCAACAACUUCUGCAUCUCAAGAGCAAUCUGCUCUCAACGCAUGCGUGAAUAAAGAUAUAAGCUUCCCAAAAAAUAAGCGAAAGCGCGGGGAGCGCAAAGCUGGUUCUGGUGCUUGGAACAAGAAGUCUUCUGGCGAACCUGAUAACCAGUAAGACUUCACAAUUUGUUGCAAUAACCAGUGAAUAACCAGUAAGACUGUAUCAUUUGUAGCACCGUUUUCUUCUUCUGUUGACAUUUAUUUAAUUAAACAUUUUUAACUCACC
Messenger RNA from Trifolium pratense (red clover), 1780 nucleotides. RefSeq lists its product as uncharacterized. The record is from RefSeq and is a predicted model, not a curated record. The transcript is spliced from 6 exons. NCBI's taxonomy places the organism in Eukaryota, Viridiplantae, Streptophyta, Magnoliopsida, Fabales, Fabaceae. Bases 269 to 1669 code for a protein of 466 amino acids.